Messenger RNA from Thlaspi arvense, 1074 nucleotides. The record is from the annotation of a GenBank genome assembly. Lineage: Eukaryota; Viridiplantae; Streptophyta; Magnoliopsida; Brassicales; Brassicaceae.
AUGAAAACUUUCUACGUAUUAUUCGUUUCGCUGCUUCUCACCCAGAAUUAUAGGGGAGAAGCCACUGGUUCUGUUUUCUUCAUUGAUGGAUCCAGCAAUCAAUAUCUUCGUCCACGAUCAGAGGCGCUUCCCAUGUCGAUCUCUGAAGUAUCUGCAGCAGUGUCUGCCUUGUUGGGUUUUGCACCUUCAGCAACUUUGACAGCUGAUGGCUCAUCCAAGCUGAACAGGAUUCUAAAGCCUAAUCCAUUUGAGAGGCCUCGUGCUGCUUUUGUGUUAGAAAUCGCUGGAGCUGAUGAAACUUAUUCUGCUCAUUCUUUCUUGGGAAAUGCCAUCAGGGGCAGUAUCAGUUCUGAUUCUUACAAAGCAGAUAUUGAACUUCCAGAAAGUGAAGUGGCUGUUGUGUCUCUUAAUGAACCCUCAUCUGAUGCGACUGACAAAGACAUGAAUGAGUUUGCAUCUUGGUUGGGUGGAUCAUAUGUCUCUGGCUCUGCUGAACCAUUGACUGGAUUGUUGAGUAUCCCUCUUACUGGUGUUGCUAACGUGGAGUUCCAUUUGGAAAAGGAAGCAGAGAGGAAAUUUGCGUUGAACCUUUUGGAUCUGUACAAGAAUAUCAGACAGGCAGUCAACGUUCAUGAGGAUUUAUCUCAUGGUACUGCUGAAUUAACAGUUGGACGCUUUGGCGGUAUCGAUGCUUUAGCACAGGAGUAUGGGCAAGGUAUGGCUAAGCAAGGGAUGGAUGUAUUGAUUGCCACACUAUCAAAGCUAUUCGAUCUAUUGGAGACAUCUCAUAAAGGCCAAAUCGUUGGGGUGAUCGUCCUUGACGAGAGAGUAAAUCAAGAAUCAGGAAAUAUGCUGAGCGUUGAGCCUUCUUCUCGUUCAUCUGCUCGCUCGAUGGCUGAGGUAGAGGGAAUCCCAACUCCAAUCAUCAUUGCUCAAGUUAUACUCGUUAGGCUGACACUUGCAUGGUUGACUGGAAUAAUCCUUCUCAUUGCCACUAUCCUUGGGGUGUACUUCCUCAUGAACAUGCCUUUGACAAAGGACACGCUCCUAUAUUCAAACGUGAAGCUCGAUUAA